CCUUAUUUGAGAAAUAACUCCAUUUUUCUCUUUUGAAGACAACAUGAGACCGUUGUCUCUGAAGGGCCACGAUCGUGCACUGACUCGAGUUAGAUUUAAUCGGGAAGGAGACUUGCUAAUCUCCGCAGCAAAGAACAAACAGCCAUGUUUGUGGUACACGGAGAAUGGCGAGCGAAUAGGCACUUACGAUGGCCAUAAUGGUGUAGUUUGGGAUGUGGAUGUGUCUUGGGACACAACAAGAUUGGGAACCGCGUCUGGUGAUAACUCUAUAAAGUUCUGGGACUGUGAAACUGGUGUCGUAUUGCACACGAUCAACACUCCCACUCCAGCAAAGUCAGUGAAUAUCUCCUUCUCAGGGCAUCUUCUUGCGUAUACUACACAGAAAAUGACGAAGAAUCCUUCCGUGCUUUGCGUUGUGGAUACUAGAGAUGAUCAACAAAUGACGGCUGAUGAUCCGUUGUUCCGAACUCAUUUUGAAUUUGACAAUUCCGCGACUACUUGUGUUUUUAGUGGAGCUUCCGACAUUGUGACUGUUGGCUUUGAAAAUGGUCAUAUACUUCAAUACGACCUAAAAGGCAAUGAGGAACCUGUCAACUCCAACGAUAAAGUUCAUCGAUAUGCAAUCACUGAUCUUCAACUAUCACCUGAUGGAGCCUUUGUGAUAUCGUCAUCAAAAGACAAGACAGCUGCGCUACUUGAUGUCUACACUCUGGAACAUCUUAAACAAUAUCGAUCUGAACGACCAGUGAAUUCUGCUUGCAUAUCGCCCAUCCGUGAUCAUAUCUGCCUUGGAGGAGGAGAAGAUGCGAUGCAAGUAACACAAACGGCAGUUUCCGCUGGACACUUUGAGGCAAAGCUCUACCAUAUGGUCUUCGAAGAAGAAUUUGCAAGGUUCAAGGGUCAUUUCGGUCCCAUCAACACAAUGGCUUGGCAUCCUUCUGGCAACAUCAUUGCAACCGGUGGAGAGGAUGGCUACGUUCGUGUGCAAGAGUUUGAUGAUGAUUACCUUGAGUUCAAAUAUGAUUACUAAUUGUUAACAUAUCUGAUUAUUUUCCGAUGAUGUAAUGUCAGAGUGUGGACAACUGUUAUCUUUUGCAAUCUUUUUUGUUUGUUACGAGGGUUCUUUUUCCCAGCUUGUUCUUAUCAGCGCGGUGACUGUUGAAUUUUAUUGUUGGAACGUCGCGCUCGUGAUUUUGUGGUGAACUUCCAUCUUUUUCAUAAAUAUAACGCGGUUGUGGUUUUAAAGUUCUACAUGGCAUGUGCUUGUUCAUGAAGAAACUAUUUCUAUAUCUUGUUCAGAAAUUCUCUAUGUAGUGCUCUAUAAGAUAGUUUUGGCGCGAAGUUUUUGUUUUUUGUUUCUCAGAUGUUGUCGCUGAAAUGCGUUGCCGUCAUCGCUGCUUUACUGAUAGACAUAGAAACAGAAGUGACAACGUAACGCUCUAGCGAUAGCGAGUUUAUGAACACCUUUUACUAGUUUAUCAAGCUAUUUUAUCAGAUUGUUGGUUCCGCAUGCGUCCUUACUGGGAACCAUACUAUAUAACAAU
Messenger RNA from Cylicocyclus nassatus, 1544 nucleotides. The record is from the annotation of a GenBank genome assembly. Lineage: Eukaryota; Metazoa; Nematoda; Chromadorea; Rhabditida; Strongylidae.